AAAUAAGUGUGAGUUAGGGACUUAAUGGUGAGAAAACAUUAUUAAUGGAUCUAACCGUCACCGAAGUGAACCCAGCCAUUUCCAGCGCCUUCAUCCGAAAAAUUGAAAAGCCGCCGGAUCUGCUCUGCUUCUCCCUUCCCUGCUACCGGCUGUUGCUGGGUAUAAGCUUCGGUUUUUCCUGUGGCCCCGUGAAAGUCCCCUAAUUUUUCCCGCCGGCUCUUCCCCAUACCGCCAGCUCCAGCCUUGCUUGCUGAGCAUUUCUGGUAGUGAGACCCGACGCGUGGGAAGCCUGGGGGAGUGACGAGCUAGACGGCUAGGCACUUUUGGACUUAGGUUUUUGUAGCUAAGCCGUUAGUCACCCAUGCUUGACAUAGAAAAUUUUGUGUACAGAAUUUAGUGCUAGUCAUGAUUGUAUAUAUGAAGUGAUAAAUAUUGUACAUUCGA
Rubroshorea leprosula is the source of this 444-nucleotide messenger RNA. The record is from the annotation of a GenBank genome assembly. Lineage: Eukaryota; Viridiplantae; Streptophyta; Magnoliopsida; Malvales; Dipterocarpaceae.